GUUCCAGCCCACGGGGUCUGAGAAGCCGCGCAAGCGCUACGCGGCUCGCCUGUUGUUUCUUUUUUAAAAAGGGGGCGGGGCCAGCAGAGCGCCGCCGCGCUUAAGAGACAUGUUACCCCGCCGCUUCGUUUCCUUCUUCAGCACCGGUGGCUGCGGUCUCCGCAGGGUCCAAAAGCCCGUCGGACGCGGGUGGCCGGAGGGAGAGAGGCUCCUGACAGGAGAGCGCGGGGGGCAGCCGCCGGGGCGUUUCCUGAGCGGCUCUGCGGGCCCUGUGUCUUCAUCCCCCGGCAGCGCCGACGAGGAGCCCCGCGGCUUUCCCGAAGCGCUCCUGGGCUUGUGUCGGAGGAGGCGCUUCCUGCGAGGAGCCGAAGGUCCCCAGAAGCUCACCUGGGACUCUCACCUGAGCGGGGAGCACCCGGGAUUGGGGCCUCUGGGCGUCGAGCUGAGGAAGAACCUCGCCGCCCGGUGGUGGGAAUCCGUGGUCACGUCCAGGGAGCAGGUGCUGGGGGUGGAUGGCCCGCUCUGCCGCUCUCCCCUCGCGGGCCAAGGGCAGCCCGCGGAGGCUCUCCUUGCGCUGCGCCCCAGAGGCGUUCGGGAAAUGUUGGAGAAUGACCAGCUAAGCAAAGAGCAGGUGCUGGGCUCUCUGAGGAAGAUGCUGGAGGCGUCUGGGGUGCUGCGGGACAGCCUCCUUCACGGUAUGGCUCUCUGUCUCUCUUUCCAGAAUGCCAUUGUUGUUGUUGUUUAGUCGUGUCCGACUCUUCGUGACCCCAUGGACCAGAGCACGCCAGGCACUCCUGUCUUCCACUGCCUCCCGCAGUUUGGUCAAAAUCAUGCUGGUAGCUUGAGAACACUGUCCAUCCAUCUUGUCCUCUGUCAUCCCCUUCUCCUUGUGCCCUCCAUCUUUCCUUUCCCAACAUCAGGGUCUUUUCCAGGGAGUCUUCUCUUCUCAUGAGGUGGCCAAAGUCUUGGAGCCUCAGCUUCAGGGCCUGUCCUUCCAGUGAGCACUCAGGGCUGAUUUCCUUCAGAAUGGAGAGGUUUGAUCUUCUUGCAGUCCAUGGGACUCUCAAGAGUCUCCUCCAGCACCAUAACUCAAAAGCAUCAAUUCUUCGGUGAUCAGCCUUCUUUAUGGUCCAGCUCUCACUUCCAUACAUCACUACUGGGAAAACCAUAGCUUUUACUAUACGGACCUUUGUUGGCAAGGUGAUCUCUCUACAUACCUAAGUUUUAUCACGGAUGGAGGGGUUGUAUUAGGAUGGCAGCCCCUUAACACAGGUCCUCUUAUAGUAGGUUUGCAGACCGGAGAACGAAAGGUUUGGUGAGAAGGCAGCUGUUCGAAAUGGUGAAAAGCAUCUUGAAAAGGUUCCUUUCUUCUCUCAUCUGUAGGAACGAAAAAGUUAACAUAAGGACCCACAAAGGGGGAGGAGGGAAGGGGGGAAGUCCAGGGGAAUCUACGGAAUUCUUUUUAUUUUGGUUGUUUGACAAUUGUUUGUAAAUUUUAAAAUUUGAAAAACUAAAUAGUUUUUUUUAAAUAAAUAAAAAGAUUCCUUUCUAGCUGCAAGGGGGGAGGGGAAUAUGAAGCAAACCUGCAGCUCACAUUAAAAGAUGUUAAAAAGGCUGGGGUGAAUAAAAAAGUAUUUUUUAACUUUCUUUGCACUCCUAUAAAAAGUUCGUCCUGCAUCUUUGACCGCAGUAAUUCCUCCUCUAUUCUUUUUUAAAGAUGGAAAGGUGAGGUUGAGCAGCAUCAGCUCAGCCAAAAAUAAAGAUGUCGUUUUAACAGAGGGCAAAGGUCUAUUUGGCAAAGUGUUUUGUGACUAUUCCGAAAUGAAGGUGUUUAUGUUGGCAGAUUUGCUGUGUAGUAGUGCCAUCCUCCAAAAUUAACAAACCAGGUGCUGUCUUCGAUAUACAGCCUGGCUGAAAGGAAUGCCUACUAGGUCGUCUUCAAACCCUUCUUCAACAAACCUGGUAUUAAAAUAGUAUAAGGACAAGCAGAUGAAGGUUAUUUUAUUGACCGUUUGUACUGUUUCGUAACUUGCAGCAACAAACACUGAUAACUAAUGAGAUACCAAUAGAAAACUUUGGUGAAUAAAAAAAGAUUUCACCUAUUUAUUAUGCAGACGCCUUGUUUCAGAGUCAGCAUCUUGAAGUGUUAUAUGAAACACUUGUGUUGUAUUUCAUUAUAGAAAAUGCAGGCAUUUAGACAGCUGGUUGAUUUAUGAAUUCAGCAUUGGCUGCUUCUGAAGUUGCAAUGCCCAAAGACUUGCUCACUUUUGGGUAUUAGGUUAACAGUGGAGCGUUCUGGGGAGUUGGCUGUGUUGAAUUAGUUACGAUGAAUUCUGCCAAACUUGCAGCUGUAACUCCAAAGGUGUGUGACAGCAGAUACAUAUUUUUGUCAAAAGUGCCUUUCCACCACUCCACACAAUUUGAAGUUUAGUGCUGUGGUUGAUGGGAUAUGCAACUCCCCAAGUACAGCUAAGGUUCUGCUACCCCUCUGGAAAAUAUAGCUAAGGUUUUUGUAUCUCUGAAUGUGUGCAUGCUGGAAUGUGUCUAUUCUAUCACACGUUUAUAUUAUGAUAUUGGAACUUUCAGUUGAAAGAUGGUACAUUUUUUAACACUUCUCUGAAAAUACAGGCACAAAACAUAUUAAAAACAUAGCACCCAACUCAGAAGUAACCCAGUGUACAGUUGUAUAUAACAAAGUAAUUGUAAGUUUGUGUGAAAAGGUAGUGUAUAGCUGUGACACUACUUGGUGUAGUUGCUAAAUUUUGCCCUAGGCUGUCUAUGUUCCAGAUUCUUUUCCGUUAUAAAACAGAUUAACAUAUAGGAAUUGUUAACACUUCCUAUGAAUGCUGAAGCCUUUUCAUUAUUUAUUUAUUGAUAGGUGCCUUACAGCAAUACAUUGAGUGCCUGGAACUGGUCAACAAGAGAUUGCCUUUUGGGGUUGCUCAGAUAGGAGUAUGUUUCCAUCCAUUAAGAAAUAAUGAAAACGAGAAUUACAUGAGGUACUGUAAUUUACGUUCCUAAAUAGGCUUUGGUAGAAUAUUUGGCCACAGGUGCUUAUCUCUGCAUGUCUGUUCUAUUUCUGGAAGAAAAAUAAUCUCUUCCAUUUAUUUGUGUUUUAAAGUGUUAAUUUGAUGGCCUCCUGCUGUUGUUUAAAGAACAGGUGAAAGCACGAUGACUUCCCUAGUGUGGUACAGCUCUGCUAGAACUGCUGGACAGUGGCUGGACUACUGGUUACGUCAGCGUCUCCAGUGGUGGAGAAAGGUAUUCAGUAUAGUACUUGCAUUAUAAGCUUUUAAGGUACAAAGAGAGUGAAUUGUCUGCCACUGUUUUUAUAUGCCCUAAGGAGGCUGCUGAAGGUUAAAAGGCUGUAGGUCAUUGCCCUCAAUAUUAGAAUAAUGAUGAACAAACCCACUUUUAGCACUCAAACAAUCAUUUGCUUAAUUUAAAAUAUAUGAAUCCAACAAGAUCCUCAGUUAGACUUGCAAGUAGUUCUGCCUCCUGCAGUCAUUAAAAAUUAGAUCCAACUAUAUGCAAGCGUGUGACUUACUAAAAAUUCUUCUGGACUGGCAACUAACGUAGAAUUAUUUGCAAGCUUUCCAAACAAAAAGUAUAGUCCAGCAAAAGGAAAGUAAGGCGUUGCUGCUGCAAUCCUAGAUGGCAUUUUAUACUUCAGCUCGCUACAUUGUCUUUCACAGUCUGUGUAUGGUUCCUUCCCACUAAUGUUAGGAUAGUAUUCUUGUCACCUCUGAUCUCCAUCUGACAUGAGAAGUUGUGAAGCGUUGGCAUUAGUCUCCUGUGCUUUGAAUUAUCAGCCAAGUUCUCACCCUCACACAUGCCAUCCCCCCAUGAAAUUACAGCUGAAAUUUCCCCAUGUUUGUUUUACUCCACACCCUGUCUCCACUGAUAUACACUCCAUCUAUUCCUUGCAUUGGAGUAGGUUGUGGAACUUUUGACUGCACUGUGCCAAAGAAGCAGUUUUUGCCAGGAUUUAGGUAGGGAAGGAAAGGGCUAAUUUUCUCCCUUGCUCCCUGCUACAGUUCUAAUAAUUCCCCCAGGGCAGGGGUUAUCAGCCUGUUUAGGACUUGAGAGCACUUUUGCAAACUGGAGAAAUUGUGGUGGGCAACACCUAUCCUAUUGGCUAUAAUGGAUUGCUUAUUUCAUGCAUAAUUGCAUCAAAGAUAGGGACGCUGUAUUGCCCAGGAAGGAAAGGUGUGGGUGCACUCGUGGGGGUCACAUUGGUGACCCCAGCAUAGUGGCUACUGGUUGUUGUGCAUUAAAUGUGUGUCUCGUUUGUCCUUGAGCCACAGCCGAUAUACAGUGGUGCCUCGCAAGACGAAAUUAAUCCGUUCCGCGAGUCUCUUCGUCUUGCGGUUUUUCGUCUUGCGAAGCACGGCUAUUAGCGGCUUAGCGGCUAUUAACGGCUUAGCGGCUUUAAGAAAAAGGAAACAAACUCGCAAGAACUCGCAAGACGUUUUGUCUUGCGAAGCAAGCCCAUAGGGAAAUUCGUCUUGCGGAACGACUCAAAAAACGGAAAACUCUUUCGUCUAGCGAGUUUUUCGUCUUGCGAGGCAUUCGUCUUGCGGGGCACCACUGUACAGACAUGCCACUUUCUGUCAGAGUGAAAAGACAGCUAACUAGAGAAUAAGGUGAAACAUUAAUGCAUAUGCUUCUGUUUAGACCAGGAAAAAACACAGUGUAGUUGGCAUAAAUGUCAUGUGUACAUUCAUAGAUCCUUCUGUUACUUUUCUGUAGUUUGCAAUAAGCCCAUCCAGCUUCACCAGUAGUGAUCAUCAUGAUGAAGAAGGAAGAAGAAGAAGCAAUCUCUAUUAUAACUUUCCUUGGGGGAAGGAAGUCAUAGAAACUCUGAGCAACCUAGGGGAUAACGAACUGCUACAAAUGUAUACAGGAAAAGAAUCCAGUUUGCAUGUAAGUUUUAUUAAAUUUAUUUUAUUUUAAGAGCAUUUCUAGGCAGCUUUUCAGUCCCAAACAAGAGCUCCCAAAGUGGUUUACAACAUGCAUUGCUUAACUAAUAUACAUUCAAGUGAAGCAGAUGGGAUAAAAACUUUGCCCGGGGACAGUUUCAAGACUAUAAAUGAGCAACAAGACUCAAAGUAGAAGCAAUCCCACAAUCAUAGUGCCUUUGAAGUCACUAAGUGCAGAAUUAUCAUGAAGAUGGCAAGCCGGAGAGCAGCAGGUGCUGAGUGACAUGUUUCUUUCAUUGGAAAUGAACAAAUUAAAUAUGUAGACACUUUUUCUCUGCUCAUCACACAUUCCAGCUCUUUUAGAAACACUUUUUAACCUAUCUCCCCUUCUCUCCCACCAUCACUGUGAACUCUUUUUUUAUUGAGUCAGCAUGUCAAAUGAAUGGAAGUUAAUCUGCUUCUUUACAUCUUUCUUAUUGUAGAAUGUAUUCCUGGGUUUUAAAGAUUGCCAAAUGCACAUUUUUGUUUUUUCUCCUUCAGGGUCGAGAUGGGAGGAAGAAUGUUGUUCCUCAUAUCCUGUCUGUGAGUGGCAAUCUGGACUAUGGAGUGUUAGCAUAUCUCUGUGAUGGUAUGCAGUUGGCUGAAAAUGCUUCAACAAGGAAGAAAGCUCUGCAGAGAAAGGUGAUCUUCCUCUUAAUGCAUAUGCAGGCCAGCAAGGAGGUUGAAAAAUUAAUAUACAGAGGCAGCGUAUAACUAAAACACUUGGGUCACUCCUACACAGAUGAAAACUAAUGGGCGUUAUUCUUGUGUUGGAUUGUGACCUAGCAUAUUGCAUUAUGUGAUUAGGGUAUUGAAUUUUCUAUAAAAGGUGAUAUUGCCCAUAUUCACUCACCAUUAUAAAGCAUAUUCCAGUGCCAAGUGAAUGAACAGCAGCAAGCGCCAGGCUCAAAUGCUACUGAGUUCAGAAAGUUUGUUUUUGCCUUAAUCAAAGGCAAAGUGCAGCUUGGGACGUGGGUGGCACUGUGGGUUAAACCACAGAGCCUAGGACUUGCUGAUCAGAAGGUCAGUGGUUCGAAUCCCCGCGAGGGGGUGAGCUCCCGUUGCUCGGUCCUGCUCCUGCCAACCUAGCAGUUCGAAAGCAUGUCAAAGUGCAAGUAGAUAUAUAGGUACUGCUCCGGCGGGAAGGUAAACGGCGUUUCCGUGCACUGCUCUGGUUUGCCAGAAGCAGCUUAGUCAUGCUGGCCACAUGACCCAGAAGCUGUACGCCGGCUCCCUCGGCCAAUAAAGCGAGAUGAGCGUCGCAACCCCAGUCGGCCACGACUGGACCUAAUGGUCAGGGGUCCCUUUACCUUUAAGUGCAGCUUGAUCUGUUAUAUGCAGCCAGAACUGUAGUUGAACUCAACUAAGGUUAGUUUAAGCAAGCCUACUUCAAUUGUUAGAAGUUGUAACCAGCCAUCGCUAAAGUUAACCAGUUUAUCAGUUCAGACAACACAACAAACUGGUCAAGCAAAAGGUGCCAAGCUCCUCAUUCUUGCCAUACAGGAAGGGCAGGGGAAGCAUGCAGUCCUGAGAAUGUAAACAUUCCUAUUCUCUUUCUUAGGCUUAAUUGGCAACAUUAAUUCCCUGGCUUGGGCUCCAUUUCCCACGAGUUCAAAAAUAAAAAAGAACAUUACAUACUGCCAGUGAUUUGUAUUGUCCUGGGAAUGUUUCAUGGUUGUGUAUCUCUUUUACUGUUUUGUAUUUCAGGUACUUAAACUUCACCCAUGUUUGACGCCAAUAAAAGUAGCUUUGGAUGUGGGAAGAGGCCCUACAAUAGAGCUGAGGCAGGUAAGCUAUGAAAGUAGGUAUGCUUAUUUCAUUCUAAUGCAGGAAUUUUAAUGUAGAUAAGCACAGCUUCAGUUCAUGUGGCUCAAAUGCUGCAUCCAAUCUUUUUGUCCUAGCUGCUGUGAAAGGCAGUGGCCUGGUUUGGCCAACCAAUGGAUUACUUAAGUAGGAUUGCACAAAUGUGCAGGUCACUUGCUUAGGCAUGUAUAAAUCUUGUGCCUAGUUAUUACUUUCUUGCAGGAGUUGUACUGGGGAUAAACUUCGCACAGCUGAUGAUCCGAGGGAUUAGCAUUAAUUGCUUAGGAAGCAAAGUAACUGUAUACAAAAUCAAGAGGAAAAAUAUUUUCAUUGGUUCCUAAGUUAAUUUCUAUUGCCAAAAACAAGGAAAUGUCAAAUAUAUUUGAGGUAAAUGAACCAAGGUUAAAUUGUUGGCAUUAGGUGAUUUCUUUUUUAGCUCUUUCUCCUCCAGAAUGUAUCUUGAAUGUUUUUACAUCAUUAAUGAUAUCAAUUAAUUUAUUAUAAUUAAAAAGCUACGUUUGUUUUCCAGUUUAACAUUCCAAUCACUGACAGUGUUUCCUUCUUGUAGGUGUGCAAGGGAUUGUUCAAUGAAUUGUUAGAAAAUGGGAUUUCUGUUUGGCCUGGAUAUCUCGAAACCGUGCAGUCGUCACUGGAGCAGCUUUUUGCAAAGUAAGAAACAUGGGUUCGUAGAGCUGUAGAGUUGGAAGAGACCACAAGGAUCAUCCAUUCCAACCCCCUGCAAUGCAGUAAUAUUUUGCCCAAUGGUGGGGGUAAAGCUGUGAUAUAAAAUCCAGGCACUGGUCCAGAGACCACAUAACCUCUCCUGAUUCAGAUGUUAUGGAGAAAUAGUGCUGAUCGCUCCCUUCCCGAAAACUUCUAAUGACCACUCCCAGCAGCUUCUUAUAGCUAUUACGUAGCAUUAGCGAUAAGAGAUUACUCUGCAGCACCCCAUAGUGUAACCACUAGGCAGCCAAAAAGCACUCUUCCAAUGCUGCUCUCUGGACUCUGCCCAGAGGUAGGAUCAGAACAACAGUAACACAGCACCCCCAGUUUCCAUUCCCCAGAGCCAGUAGGAUACCAUGGCCAAUGGUAUCAAAAGCUGAAGAGAGAUUAAAGAGCAGGAGCAAGGUCCCGCUCCCAAUGUCCCACUCUCUGCAGAGAUUAGGGUUGCCAUAUGUCCGGAAUUUCCCGGACGUAGUCGGUAUUCUGCCCUUGUAAACAGUGUCUGGGCAGAAAUCACCGAAAGUGUAGAUUUUGACGAAUUUCAUUAAAAUUAGCUCCAAAACUCAUUUUUAGCCAAAGAAGCUCAACAACCUUUGUCUCCAGAUUUUCACUUUUUGAAAUAUGGCAACCCUAGGGGAGGUCCUCCGACAGAGUGACCAAGGUUGACUCACCUCCAUGUUUUAAUAAUCUUUUAUUACAAUAUAGUCAGUACACUGUCUUGCUUGCCUUUAAAAAAAAUACCUGAACUGCUUUUGAGAAAUUCUAUUUUUUAUUAUCUUAGCAUUGCAAAUACUUUUGCAGUGGAUCGUCACACUUCCGCAGCCCUUCUCCCACCAACAUGCUAUAGCCCUAAACUGUUUUGUGGCUCCUACACUGGCUCACAAAUUGGUAUAGACUUCUAUUGCUGUUCUCAGGUUGAGAAAGCAAGAUACGGGAAUACCAAGGCUGUUCAUGCUCUCUGUUGUAUACUUAAAAGUUCAGGGAUAGCAUGGUGGUGGCCUGUGGGAGAUGAACAGGAUAGUAAAUGGUGUCUGGGAAAGAAGGAGUCCUGUGCAGUUUGUCUUAGAGACAGUGGGCAAACUGCACCUCUACAUUACCUUCAUCUGCUCCAGUAUUGAGUGACUCACUUGGCGUGAAAUUGAUCUUGGGUUAACAAUGGCAACAUUGAAUCCUGAAAAUCUUUCAACAGGUCAAUUAGUAAACAAACCCUUUUCCCCCCAAGGAGAACUGAAUGCCUUAUAGCAAUAUUUCUGUAAGUUAUUUUUAAAAACCACAAACUCCUGGAAAGUGCUGGUUUUUAAUGUACAGAAUGCCUAGCGGAUUCUUUCAGUGUGCCUCCCCUAAUAUAAAUUUGUCAUACUGCUACUGAAUACAAGAGCACCAGUUCCACAGGCUUGUUUUUUUGUUUGCAGGUAUGAUGAAAUGAGUAUCCUCUUCACAAUCCUUGUCAGUGAUACCACACUAGAGAAUGGUGUGGUCCAGCUAAGGAACAGAGACACCACAAUGAAAGAAAUGAUGCAUAUAUCCCGAUUAAAGGACUUCUUAACCAAGUACAUUUCAGCAGCUAAAAACAUCUGAGCUUACAAUAAAGACCAAUUCUCUCCUUCCUUCCUGAAUGGAUCUUUUCCCUGGUUGUAGCUAACAAAAGCCAGGAAAAUUGACUUUUUUUCUGAUACAUUGUUCUGUUCGCUAGGGGGCUCUCUUGCAUCAUGCGAUAAGAUGAGGCAAAACUAUGCAACUGGAAAGCCACAGCUUUCAGUUCAUAGUAACAUUACAAAACAUCUAAGAAGCAGAGGGCAAGCAAAGAUAUAAUGAUCCUUUGAUAACUAGCAGUUUGGAGCCUUCCAGACCCCAGGAGAUCUUAAUUUUAUCACAACAUAGCAACAUCUUCAUCUGAAAGGAAUUAGUGCAUUGUUGAUCAAUAAAUUUGUCUUUUUAUAUAGUAGAAAUAGGCAUGGAUGACUUG
Podarcis lilfordi (Lilford's wall lizard) is the source of this 9453-nucleotide messenger RNA. Lineage: Eukaryota; Metazoa; Chordata; Lepidosauria; Squamata; Lacertidae. The record is from the annotation of a GenBank genome assembly.